AUGGAAGAAAACAAAGAACAAGCAGACUCUUGCGUCAUUAAAGUGGCAAUUGGCGCUCUAAUAUGGCCUGUGCCGGCCGCGCCGCCUCCUACGCACCCAUGCCCCUCGCUCUCCCCUCCUUUCCCCUCCCCCUCCAACCCCUCUCCCGCCUACCCACGGCCCCCGCCGGCCCUGAGGCUCCCGCAGCCUCCACUUGUACGUUCCGGACGCUUCCGCCGCCGCCCCCGCACACGCCGCCUUGAGCCCAGGCGUGCUGCGUGCCCCGCCAGCACCAGCAGGAGCGUGGCGGGGUGCGAGUGGGAGCGGCGUCGGUGGUAUCAGUGUUUUGGGCUGUGGCGAGAGGGUUGGCGGCGGCAGCGGGAUGGUUGCAGGAGACGCGCAGGGGGAGACAGCGGCACCAGGUGGUCUGUGGAGAUGCUAGUGGCGGUGAUGAUGGCAGUGGUGAUGUUGGCGAGGGUGAUGACGGCGGUGGUGAUGAUAAAGAUGGCGAUGAAGGCAGUGGUGGUGACUGUCACUGUGGCUGUGCCGGUGGCAGUGGCGGUGGUUAUGGGCGUGGCGGUAGCUGUGGCAAUGGUUGAGGCGGUAGUGAUGGCAGUGGGGGUGGCGGUAGCAGUGGCUGUGGCUGUCGCUGUGGCGGUGGCUGUAAUCGGAGCUGUGGCUGUGGGUAUGGCGAUGGUGCUGGCGGCGGCGGCGGGGGCGGCGCGGGGGCAGAUGCGGCGGCGAAGCGGCGGCGGCGCGGCGCGACUGAGGGAGCCCCUGGGGCUUCUAAUUACGGCGGCCGAGCGCGGGGGCGUGGCGCCGCUCCCAACCGCGCGCUGUCGUUCCGCGGCGGCUCCAGCGCUCCGCAACCACGCGCGCCGCCAUCAGCAUGGCCGCCGCUGCGCGCGUUAA
Molecule: messenger RNA, 891 nt
Organism: Gryllus bimaculatus (two-spotted cricket)
Lineage: Eukaryota; Metazoa; Arthropoda; Insecta; Orthoptera; Gryllidae
Source: the annotation of a GenBank genome assembly